Molecule: messenger RNA, 480 nt
Organism: Heterotrigona itama
Lineage: Eukaryota; Metazoa; Arthropoda; Insecta; Hymenoptera; Apidae
Source: the annotation of a GenBank genome assembly
AUGGUCGUUUGCAGUUGUACAGAGGAAACCCACGUGGUAAAGGUACCCAGGCAGGAAUUAUUAAUGGCCGUAGGUGUUACGAGCGCGAAGAUUGCCGCUUUUAGCCAGAUCCAGGAAGAAAUUCCUGGCAUCGAGGGCCGUGCGCGCGCGGCGGACUUUGACGAUCCCCUAAGUGAAAUAUCAUUGACAAUCACUCACGUGAGAUCUUUAUCGGCUGGUAACGUGAUCUCUGACCCUACCAAACUCGGGAGCAGUUUUAUGCGAGCUCCCGCGGCGCGUGAAUAUACACCCAGUGGGUGCUGUUGCUCCGCGGUGGAAGAACCCGGUGAGAUCGUUGGAAGAUCGUUGGAAGAUCGAGGCAGGAAUGUAACGCGGCCCGUGAGCCUCGGGAUGGCAAUGGAAUCACAGAAAAGUAUUCGGCCGGGUUCGCGUGGAAGCCACGGUACGGCGUUCCGCACGCAGGAACGCGACUGCCAAUAA